AUGCUGCUUAGACUUGCUAAGCUUCCAGCCGAGACGUCCCUGGAAAGCGUGCCCGGCACCGAGUGGCAGGAGGUGACCUGCACCGAUGGGCGGCGGUACUACUACCACACGACGACCAGCGAGACAUCCUGGAAGGUCCCCCCCGAGGUGACGGCGGCCAGGAAUCGGCCACCCCCCCUUGACCCCGGAAAGGCUGCCAUGCUGGCGAGGGCCGUCGCCAUGGGGGCCGAGGCCGCACCCGAGUAUCAGGGCGCCCUUCGGACAAUCCGGCUGGGCCGCGGUCCGCUUGCGCACGCCUCCGGCGCGGUCAUGCCACAGGCUGGCGCUGCGGAUGCAGGCCCCCUCCUGGCGCUGCCCGCUCCCGAGGCUGCUGCGGCCGGACAAGAUGUGGAGGACGAAGAUGUAUUCUUCACGGAGGAGGACAUUGGCGGGGCGACGGAGGCGGCGGAAGAGGCUGGGCUGGGGUCUGGUGGAGCUGAAGAACCCGAGGGGCCGGUGGAGACGGACCAGGGCCUUACAGAGGCCAUCCCGGAGGAGGGCGCUCCCGCUGGCACAGCAGCCUCCACGACUCCCGGGAGCACAGAGGUUUCACACACGCCGGCUGGACCGAUAGUAAGUGCAGCAGCUGCUAAUGCCACAGCCUCUGAAGCUCCGGGCGGCUUGACACAGCCAGACCUGCCCGCCGGCAUGGCUCCGCCCAAGGCACCUGCCGGCAUGGCUCCGCCCCAGGCCCCCGCCGGCAUGGCACCGGCUAGAGCGCCUCCUGGCAUGGCUCCGCCCAGAUUGCCCACGGGAAUGGAUGCUCCAGAACUGCCCACUGCCAUGGCACCCACCAGAGUACCUCCUGGCAUGGCGCCACCCACCCUGCCUGCUGGAUUGGCGCCGCCAGUUCGCCCCGCGGGGCAACCCGCGCAGGCAGCCCUCGUCGCAGGCGACGGGUCCCGACCUCUGGAUGGCGCAACGCCACCGGGUGCAGAAAUUCUCCGUCAGGGGCUCGAAAUGCCUGGUGCAGCGGGGAAGGAGACUGCCCGUGUCGCGCUGGAGGCGUUCGAGGGCCUGCUGCGCGCGCUGGGCAUCCACGCCUUCUCGCGCUGGGAGAAGGAGGCGCUACCUCCGACGGAGCGGAGGGCGGCCUUCGAAGCCUACUGCGCGAAGCAGGGGAGUGCGAAGAAGCCUGCCCAGAGCGGCGGUGGGAGGGGUCCUCCGGGGCUGAAGCCGGCGGGUGCAGAUGCAGGCGAGCAACUCGGCGAGGAGCUUCCUGCCGCUGACGCCGAAAAGGCCUUCAUGGAUCUGCUCAGGGAGAGGCAGGUGACUGGGUCGAUGGAGUGGUCGGAGCUGCAGCCGGAAUUGCAGGGAGACCCCAGGGCCGCGUCCGUGGCCCCCGAACGCCAGGAGGCGCUGUUUGGCGAGCACCAGUCGGCGCUCAGGGGGGCGGAGGCGGCCCAGCAUGCGGAGCGUGCGGCCCUGGAGGCCAAGCAUGCCGAGGCCGAGAGGCGGCUGGAGGCAGAGCGCCGCGCCGCCGACGCACGGCGGCUGACCGCGCAGCGCGCCGCGGCGGCCACCGCCUUCUCCACGCUGCUGGUGGAGAGCGUGCGCCACGCAGACGCCAGCUGGCGCGAGGCCUGGCCUGCGCUGCGGCGCGACGCGCAGGGUCGGGCGCGCGACGCUGCGCUUUCUCGGGACGAGGCCGAGGCCCUGUUCCGGCGCCACGUCGCCGAGCUGCAGGACGCCGCCGUGGACGGCUACGUGGACCUCCUGGUUGAGCUCCUGCUGCCCCUGAUCCCCAAGGACCCCGAGGGGUCCCUGCCGCGCGAGGCCACCAGCUGGCGCGAGGCCGAGGUGCUGCUGGGCGACGACCCGCGCUUUGCCUCUCUGCCCGGCGCCCAGCGUGAGGGGCGGUGGCGGCGCUUCGUGGAGGACGCCGACUGGAGCCGGCGGCACCCGGACCAGCCGCCGCGGCGGCACCGCCGGCGCCAGCGCGGCGCGCCCAAGCGCGAAGCGGACGCCCCUUCGGCCUUGGACAAGGCGUACACACGCGAGUACCUGGAACCUGCCGCCAAGGUCGCGCGAAAUUGA
Messenger RNA from Auxenochlorella protothecoides, 2076 nucleotides. RefSeq names its product Transcription elongation regulator 1. The coding region runs from base 1 to 2076 and encodes 691 amino acids. Gene Ontology annotation, molecular function: transcription coregulator activity; RNA polymerase binding. The record is from RefSeq and is a predicted model, not a curated record. NCBI's taxonomy places the organism in Eukaryota, Viridiplantae, Chlorophyta, Trebouxiophyceae, Chlorellales, Chlorellaceae. Gene Ontology annotation, cellular component: nucleus. The transcript is spliced from 7 exons.